Molecule: messenger RNA, 1840 nt
Organism: Phaeodactylum tricornutum CCAP 1055/1
Lineage: Eukaryota; Bacillariophyta; Bacillariophyceae; Surirellales; Neidiaceae
Gene: MASP1
Product: mucin-associated surface protein
Exons: 3
Coding region: 1-1746 (581 amino acids)
Source: RefSeq, a predicted model, not a curated record
AUGCGAUCCAAAGAUUCUUGUUCAAUUGCAUCCGACUCCCAACCUCAUCGGUCCAACGGGGUCACGUCCGCAUCAUCCGUACCGAAAAAGUCGUUCUCGUGCGAAUCCCCGUCACUAUCAACACCAUCCCGCAAUCGUCGUAAGGCUCCCUCGCUCGCUCGCUCUCACUCUCUGACUGAAGACCAGCAACGAGUCACCAUGAAGUUUUCCAAGUUUGUCGUUUUGGCGGUUGCCGCUCCCGUUGCUGCCGCUUUCGUGACGCCUCAAGGAACCUCGCCUCAAUUUCCUCUCGCCUUUGGCAUUCACCGAUCCGCUCCGUUGUCGAUGGCCGGUUUGGACGAUACCAGCUUCGACUCGCUGCAAUCCAAACUCUUGGGGAAACCUGUGAUUCGGGAGAUUGAAAAAGCCGUCGAAGUCAAGGUUCCCAAACCACCGGCUCCCAAGCCCGAACUCAAAAAACCCGCACCCAAACCGGAAAACAAAAAGCCCGCCGUCAAGCCGGAGUCUACCAAACCGGUUCUGCCGACUCCCGUCCUGCCCUUGCCCAAACCCCCGGCCCUUCCCAAAGUAGCCACCGCCGGUGGUACUCGUUCGGCGGCACCCGAUUCCGGCAUCGUUGCCAAGGGUGUGGCCCUCGGUGCCGCUCCUCUCCUCUUGCCCUUGUUGGCCUUGGGAGCGGGAAGGGAUGUGUUGACCAAAACCGCUGCCCGGCGGGAUACGAUUCAGAAGGAAAUUGCGGCUCGGGAAGAAGCCGAACGCAAGCGCAAGUUGCAAGCCCAAGCCGAUGGUGGUGGCAUCGCGGCCGCAACGACAUUCUUUGGUGCCGCCGCAGUAGCCGUGGGCCUGAUCGUGGCCAAUCCUUUGGGUGAUUUCGUGCCAUCGGCGCCGAGUAGUGGCACCCCGGCCGCCAAGGUCCAACCGGCUCAGGCCGUCAAGUCGGCUAGCGCAACCAAGGCCGACGAGGCCAAAGCCGCCCGUCUUGCUGCUGAUAAGGAACGCUAUGCUGCCAAACGCGCCGCCAUUGAAGCCAAACAGGCCGUGCCUAAAAUCGCUCCACCCCGGGCCAUGAAGGCUACUACUGGUGGUGACGCUGCGGCCUCGCGCUCCUCUUACGACGAGUUGACGGCCAAGGCGGCCUCGGCCAAGUUGGAAGCCAAAAAGGCUGAAGAGCAGGUGCGUCAAGACAAGGCCGACAAGGCGGCCGCUAUCAAGGACGAAAGGAAGGCGGCGGAAGAAGCUAAAAAGGCGGCCGACAAGGAGGCGGCUGAUCUACGAUUGGCUGCCAAGGCUGAGGCCAAGGCGAAGGAAGCCAAGGAAGCGGCACAAAAGACGGAAACAUCAGCGGCCAAGAAGAACGAUGGUGAAGGUGCCAAGAAGGCUGCGGAGGAAGCCAAGAAGGCAGAAGAUGCCGCCAAGGCUGCCGAGAAAAAGGCCAAGGAUGACGCCAAGCUGGAGGCACUGGCAGCGGAGAAGAAGAUGGAAGCCGAAGCCGCCUCCAAGAAGGCAGCCGAGCAAGUCAAGGCGGACGAAGCCAAGGCAAAGGCUGCUGCCGAAGCCGCCCGCACGGCCGAAACGGAGAAAAUUGCUGCCACUCCGGCCGCUACUACUGCAACUCAGGUCAAGGCAACGGUUGAAGACGCUAACGGUUUAGGUGCCGCCCCUACAACUGCUUCAGGAGGCCGAGUGCUACCGAAGGAAGAGGUCAGUGAUGAUGUCAAGGCCUUCCUCAAGACUUUGCAGAAGUAGUCAUUCCUUUCGCACGUGAACGAUUUUAUGGGAAGGUUUUAGAUACAGCAAAAAUAAACGAUCGCUAUUUUGAAGUAUUUUUGGAGUGUUUUUU